GAAAACGAAUUCAGUGCAUCACAAUACUCGCCAGUGUUCGUUUCGCCGUACAUCGAUGCACAGUGUAUAUAGUUAGGAACUGUGCCUGUUUAUCGACACUAUUUCCUCGCCACACCAUGUUCCGUUGGACGAACUGUGCCGUGUUAGUUGCACUAACGGUUGCAACCAUCUGCACCGUUACGGUGCAUGGAGGCCGGAGACCUAUCGAUCCGCACGAUCAACAACAGCAUCCGAGUCCGGACCGUAGAGCUUUGGACAGGGAACCAGUGUACGAUGCGCUUGAGGAAGAAUCGGAAUAUUGGCGGACAGCAGCUCAGAAAUCGUUGCAAGAUCAUACCGCGCUACCAAAAACUGAUCGCCGGGCGAAGAAUGUAGUGUUUUUCAUUGGCGACGGGAUGUCACUCUCUACGGUGGCUGCUACCCGAAUGUAUCUGGGCAACGAGAAUGUUUCCCUCUCAUUCGAACAGUUUCCGUACUUUGGGCUCACGAAAACCUACUGCGUUAAUCGGCAGGUGGCCGAUUCGGCAUGUACUGCCACCGCGUACUUAUCCGGGGUGAAGAUCAACUACGCCAUGCUGAAUGUGGCAGCCAGCGUAAGGCGUACCACCUGCGAGUACGAUCACGAAGCGACGGAGUUUAAGGGUUUGCUCCAGUGGGCGCAGGAUGCGGGAAAAGCGACCGGAGUCGUCACCAAUACCCGCAUAACGCAUGCAAGUCCGGCCGGUGCAUACGCUAGCAGCGCGGAUCGUGACUGGGAAGAUGACAGUGAGGUGAAUGCCGACUGUCCCACGACAGCGGACGAAAACAAACCGACGGACAUUGCGACCCAGCUCGUGUACGGUAGUGUCGGUAAAAAUCUGAACGUGGUGCUAGGGUGCGGUCGUCGCCAUUUCCUACCGAAGCUAACAUUGGAUGAGGAUGGCAGAAAUGGAACUCGCUCAGACGGAGUGAACCUCAUCGACGCAUGGAAGGAGGUGCACAACGAAAUGGGUACAGCACAGUACGUGUACGACAAGGCUGGUCUAAUGGAAGCUGCAAAGUCGAAGAACGCGAAUUAUCUGCUCGGUCUGUUCGAUACCAGCCACUGUCUGUACAACUUGGAGAUCGACGAUAUGCAGGUUGGCGAUCGGAAACCCAAGCUGACGGAAAUGGUAGACGCCGCGUUAAGCAUGCUGGAAGACAGCAAGGACGGCUACGUACUGUUUGUGGAAGGUGGUUUAAUCGAUACGGCGCAUCAUUCGAACCGGCCCCGUCUUUCGCUGGAGGAAACGAACGAAUUCCACAAAGCGAUCGAUCUGGCCCGGAAACGCACCAGCGUGGAUGAUACGCUUAUAGUGGUUUCGUCAGAUCAUAGCCACACGCUGAUGUACAACGGAUAUCCGACCCGUGGAAGCGACAUUCUAGGCAUUGGUGACGUGAGCGAUGUUGACCAUCUACCUUAUACAACCCUCAGCUAUGCCAACGGUGAAGGGUUCUACCAAACGUACGUCGAUGGCAAUCCAGCCCAACGUAUCGACGUUACCAACUAUGACUUCGAGAACUACCGACAGCGCUAUCUGGCCACCGUACCACUAUCAUCGGAAACGCACGGUGGCGAAGAUGUCGGUGUAUACGCUAGUGGUCCGGGGGCUCAUUUGUUCGCUGGCAGCACGGAACAAAACGUGUUGCCGAUGCUAAUGGCAUACGCAGCUAACAUCGGUGAAGAGUUUGGUUGGGUGACGAACGAUGAUGAGCAUACUGAUGAUGAUGAUGAUGGUGCCGCUAGCAUGAUGUCUAUCUCGCAUCUUCUGCUCAUGUGUCUAGCACUGGUUGGAACAUUCGCCCGGCAGCUGUACCGAAUAGCGUAUAUCUGCGGAGCCUUACAAAACUCUACGCGAAGUGUUUUAUUUAGUCCACAAUCGGGUGCGUUGAGAGUCGUAUCGUCGAGAGCAAAAGGCGCGAUGAUGACCCUUGCCAGGUACUUCGUAUGUCUAAGUCUGGUGGCGCUCGCAGCUGGUGCGCAGCUUUUCAGUGUUCCCGAUAAUGCUCGUGAACCCGAUGGCCAUUCGAGACGUGGUAAACAUGGAUCGUUCAAAUCGAGCUCGUCAGCGUCGAGAUCACAUACGCCUCAGAUGCAAGGUUACGAAGACCGGGAACUUGACACCGACUACUGGUUGGAGCAGGGUCAACAUACUCUCGCCCAGAAGCUAGCCACACCACACAACACAAAUCAUGCGAAAAACGUCAUCUUCUUCAUUGGGGAUGGUAUGUCAUCCCAAACGGUGGCAGCUACACGUAUGUACCUCGGCAACGAGGCAAACAGUUUGUCGUUCGAGAACUUUAAGGACAUUGGUUCGGUGCGCACGUACUGCGUUAACCGUCAGGUGUCCGAUUCAUCCUGUACCGCCACGGCCUAUCUGUCGGGGGUGAAGAUCAAUUACGGCAUGAUCAAUGUAGCUGCCUCCGUACCACGGUAUACCUGCGAGUACGAUCGGAAUGCAUCCGACUUUGAGGGAUUGCUCAAGUGGGCUCAGGAUGCGGGAAAGAGUACGGGCGUUAUCACAACGACAAAGAUCACACACGCAACUCCGGCCGGAGCGUAUGCGAGCACUGCCAACCGGUACUGGGAGAAUGACGCAGAAGUGCAAGAUGCAGACUGUGACCCGGAGCGUGUAGAUGACAUCGCGGAACAGUUGGUGGGCAACGAAUGGGCGAAACAGUUUAACGUAGUGCUCGGUGGUGGUCGUGCCAAUCUGCUACCGGUAGAAACGAUGGACGAAGAGGGUAAACCCGGCUAUCGACGGGAUGGUAAGAAUCUGAUCGAACAGUGGAAACAAACACACGCAGCAAUGGGACGAUCGCAGUACGUUUGGAACCGUGAGCAGCUACUGUCGGUGGAUACCUCCAACACGAACUAUUUGCUAGGAUUGUUCGAAAGCGGACACAUGAAGUACAAUCUGGAGCUGGUGGGUGAUGAUGAAGCGCAGCGAAUGGAACCAACGCUAGAGGACAUGACUCGAACAGCGAUCGAACUGUUGCAGAGGAACAAGAAAGGAUACGUGCUGUUCGUGGAGGGUGGACUAAUCGAUGUGGCUCACCAUGAAACGUACGCUCGAUUAGCGCUGGAUGAAACGGCUGAGAUGGCCAAAGCUAUCGAUACGGCGCGCAAAAUGACCAGCGAGGAGGAUACACUGAUCGUUGUAAGCUCCGAUCAUGCACACACCAUGACCUACAACGGAUAUCCCGAACGAGGCAACGAUAUACUCGGACUAGGUGACGUAAGUGAUGAAGACUUCCUGCCCUACACCACGCUUAGCUAUGCGAACGGGUUGUCCUACUAUACGACUUACACCGAGGACAAUCUGGGUAUUCGGGAGGACGUCUCCAAGUACGACUACACCCAGAUGGAUCAGCGCUACAUGGCAAUGGUACCGAUGGAUGCUGAAACGCACGGUGGUGAUGAUGUGGCCGUCUGGGUGUCCGGUCCGAUGUCACACCUGUUCCGUGGUGUGUACGAACAAAACACCAUCCCGUAUUUGAUCUCCUACAUUGCCCAAAUCGGCGAUUACUUCGACGAUUCCAAUUCUGGUACAAGUGGACUCGUUCUGCAAUUGUCGGUCCUUCUCGGAUGUUUCUUUGCCGUGCUAAUGAGGCGAUAAUUAAUACGAACCAUCUAUUCGAACAAUCAUUGGGCCCAUCUGUCAACUGAACAGUUAUCGUUUGAUCGAUGUAGAGACAAAAAAACCAAACAAACAAAAACCAACAUUAUCCACCGAUGCUGAUGCGCAAGCAUUCGUGCGAUAAGUGUUGCUUAUCAGAGAAUGGGUCACUGUACAUAGUGUCUAGAGUAGAAGUACCCUUGAGCUGGUGGCGUAAGCAGCUGGUGAAGUGAAUAUAACAGUUGUCGCGACUAAUCCU
Anopheles funestus (African malaria mosquito) is the source of this 3897-nucleotide messenger RNA. RefSeq lists its product as uncharacterized. The record is from RefSeq and is a predicted model, not a curated record. The transcript is spliced from 6 exons. Gene Ontology annotation, biological process: dephosphorylation. Lineage: Eukaryota; Metazoa; Arthropoda; Insecta; Diptera; Culicidae. Bases 117 to 3638 code for a protein of 1173 amino acids. Gene Ontology annotation, molecular function: alkaline phosphatase activity.